AUGCGCGGGCUUGUGCCAAACCCUGUCGCGGCCUGCUGCGCUGUGUUGUUUUUUGUCCAGGCCAUCUUGUGCUCUCCUAUCCAGCCGAACCCGGCCAUUGACCUCCAACCAAGGCAAACCAUCAUACCUGGCGGCCAGCCGUGCGGGCAGAACAACGCCACGAACCGCCGGUGUUGGAAAAACAACUGGAACAUCAACACCGAUUAUGAGACAACUACUCCUCCGGCAUUCAACACUCGGGUGGUAUAUCAGUUUCCUGGUCCCACCAUUGAGGCUGACUGGGGUGACUACAUUGUUGUCAAUGUCUACAAUGACAUGCAGGACAAUGGCACCUCAAUUCAUUGGCACGGCAUCCGUCAGUUUGGCGAAAGCAACCAAGACGGAGCCAACGGAGUCACAGAAUGCCCCAUCCCGCCCGGACACAUGAAAACGUACGACUUCCACGUCACCCAGUACGGGACGUCGUGGUACCACAGCCACUACUCCAACCAGUAUGGCAACGGUGUCGUCGGCUCACUCGUCGUACGGGGGCCGGCGUCCGCAGAUUACGACAUCGACCUCGGUCCUUACACUAUCAGCGACUACUACCACGAGACAGCUGACCGCCUCCACCUCAAAGCCGAGCUGGUCAGCAAUGGCCCACCCCCUGACAGUGACAACGUACUCUUCCGCGGCAAGAACAUCAACCCCAACGGUGCCGGCGGAGCCUACGACCGCAUCACCCUCACCCCCGGCAAAAAGCACCUCCUCCGCCUCACCAACCCCAGCGUCGACAACUCCUUCACCGUCUCUCUCGUCGGACACACCUUCAAAGUCAUCACCACCGACCUCGUCCCCAUCACCCCGGUCACCCGCAGCACGCUCUUCCUCGGCGUCGGCCAGCGCUACGACGUCAUCAUCGAAGCCAACCAACCCGUCGGCAACUACUGGUUCAACGCGACGCUCGAGAGCAACAACAACUGCGGGCACUCGCGCAACCCCUUCCCGGCCGCCAUCUUCCACUACGCCGGCGCCAGCACCACCGCCCUGCCCACCAACCGCGGCACGCCCAUCACCGCCACCUGCAACGGCGAAAAGGGCUUCUCCCCGAUCGUCACGCGCAGCAUCCCCGCCUCCCAGUUCCAACCCUCCACCCUUCCCGUCUCCCUGCAGUUCCCGACCAACGAGCGCGGGCAGGUGUUUGAGUGGCGGGUGCGCAACACCCCCAUCAGCGUCGAGUGGGACCACCCGACGCUGGAGUACGUGCUGGAAAACAAUUCCAGCUACCCCGGCGCGUCGAACCUGGUGGAGGUGGCGGCGGCGGAUGUGUGGACGUUUUGGGUCGUGCAGAAUACGUUCGCGCUGCCCCAUCCGAUUCACCUGCAUGGGCAUGACUUUUUGGUGUUGGGGACGGGCGCGGGGACGUUCGAUGCGGCGACGAUGGUGGGGCAGCUGAAUUUUAAUAAUCCCAUUCGGAGGGAUGUUGAGCAGAUGCCCGGUGGGGGGUGGUUGGUGAUGGCGUUUCGCACGGAUAAUCCGGGUUGUUGGUUGAUGCAUUGCCAUAUUGGUUGGCAUGUGGCUAUGGGGUUGGGAGUGCAGUUCCUGGAGAGGAAGGCUGAUAUCAUGAGUCUGAUGCAUCUGGAUCAGAUGCAACCGAAUUGUAAUGCGUGGCGGGCGUAUGCGGCUACCAGUCCGUAUCUGCCCAAGGUUGACUCGGGGUUGAGGAAGAGGAUGGAGAUGGGAGGCAUGGAAUGGGACGGGGAGCCGGCUGUGAGGAGGAUUGGUUGA
Molecule: messenger RNA, 1767 nt
Organism: Chaetomium globosum CBS 148.51
Lineage: Eukaryota; Fungi; Ascomycota; Sordariomycetes; Sordariales; Chaetomiaceae
Exons: 3
Coding region: 1-1767 (588 amino acids)
Molecular function (GO): copper ion binding; oxidoreductase activity
Source: RefSeq, a predicted model, not a curated record